AUGCCAAAUGACAUCCAGCUUGUUUGCCGUAUCCGUGGAGAGCAGCUUAAUUUUACUGUGAAAUAUGACUAUAAACCAAACUUUGUUGGAGAUGUUGAAGAAUUCGUCUUCGUCGCGUCAUUUGAUAACAUUAAUCGAACGAAUACCACUCAAAUAUCUAAGUUGACGGCAGAAUUCAAAUGA
Messenger RNA from Strongylus vulgaris, 183 nucleotides. The record is from the annotation of a GenBank genome assembly. NCBI's taxonomy places the organism in Eukaryota, Metazoa, Nematoda, Chromadorea, Rhabditida, Strongylidae.